Messenger RNA from Hibiscus syriacus, 1469 nucleotides. RefSeq names its product serine/threonine-protein kinase SRK2A-like. The record is from RefSeq and is a predicted model, not a curated record. The coding region runs from base 288 to 1334 and encodes 348 amino acids. Gene Ontology annotation, biological process: intracellular signal transduction; protein phosphorylation. The transcript is spliced from 9 exons. Gene Ontology annotation, molecular function: protein serine/threonine kinase activity; ATP binding. NCBI's taxonomy places the organism in Eukaryota, Viridiplantae, Streptophyta, Magnoliopsida, Malvales, Malvaceae.
GUUAUGGGAGAUCCCAUUUCAUCUUCAUCUCCAUACCACACUCCAAGGAAUUCAAACAAUAUAAUAAUGCUGUUCACACACAUGAUUGAACAGGCACUGAUUGGAUUCAAGCUGCCCUUGUCUCUUUCCCAACCCCCAAUCACACUCUCUUCAUUACCUAUAUUGCCUCGAAAUUCUCUAUUUCUUUUACACUUUUGAAACUCUUUACUGAAUCACACUCCUAAUCUUAUAUAUAUACAGUGAUCCCUCACUUGAUAUCAUUGUAGUAGUCGUUUUUGAAGCAAAAAAUGGAGAAAUAUGAGGUGGUCAAAGAUCUGGGAGCCGGCAAUUUUGGGGUUGCUCGACUCCUUAGACACAAGGAGACAAAGGAGCUUGUUGCUAUGAAGUAUAUCGAGAGAGGUCACAAGAUAGAUGAGAAUGUGGCGAGAGAGAUUAUCAAUCACAGAUCUCUUAGACACCCCAAUAUAAUCCGGUUCAAGGAGGUGGUUUUGACGCCUACCCAUUUAGCAAUUGUGAUGGAGUAUGCUGCUGGUGGUGAGCUCUUUGAACGGAUUUGCAGUGCUGGAAGAUUCAGUGAAGAUGAGGCUAGAUAUUUCUUUCAGCAGUUGAUCUCUGGUGUCAAUUACUGUCACUCUAUGCAAAUAUGCCAUAGAGAUUUGAAGUUAGAGAAUACACUUUUGGAUGGAAGUCCUGCACCGCGCUUGAAAAUCUGCGAUUUCGGUUACUCUAAGUCUUCUCUGUUGCAUUCGAGACCCAAAUCAACAGUUGGAACUCCAGCAUAUAUAGCACCAGAAGUUCUAUCGCGACGAGAAUAUGAUGGAAAGUUGGCAGAUGUAUGGUCCUGUGGAGUUACCCUUUAUGUAAUGCUGGUGGGAUCAUACCCUUUUGAAGAUCAACAGGACCCUCGGAAUUUUCGGAAAACAAUUCAGAGAAUAAUGGAUGUUCAGUAUAAAAUUCCAGACUAUGUUCAUAUAUCUCAAGAUUGCAGGAACCUCCUCUCUCGAAUAUUUGUUGCACAUCCAUCAAGGAGGAUUACACUUAAAGAAAUAAAAAACCAUCCUUGGUUUUUGAAGAACUUGCCAAGAGAGCUAACGGACACGGCACAAGCUGCGUAUUACCAGAGCGAUAACCCUACAUUCUCACUUCAAAGUGUGGAUGAGAUCAUGAAAAUUGUUAAAGAGGCAAGAAGUUCACCUCCAGCAUCGGUGCCGGUCAAGGGCUUCGGUUGGGGUCAAGACGAGGAUGAAGAGGAAGACAUCAACGACGAAGAAGAAGAUGAAUACGAUAAGCGGGUGAAGGAAGUCCAUGCGAGUGGAGAAUUCCAAAUCCAAUAAGCAAUAAAACUGUGUGUGAUAAUAUAUUCCUUGCAUUUAUGGACUUAAAAUGUUUAAUAACCAAUAACUGUUGUUUCGUUGCUAAAAAUAUUUAUGUUGUGAACUAUAAGACCCCAAACAUUAGCAGUAAACAAU